This is a messenger RNA of Dipodomys spectabilis (banner-tailed kangaroo rat), 695 nucleotides long. RefSeq names its product cytosolic iron-sulfur assembly component 2B (gene Ciao2b). The transcript has 5 exons. Bases 65 to 553 code for a protein of 162 amino acids. The record is from RefSeq and is a predicted model, not a curated record. NCBI's taxonomy places the organism in Eukaryota, Metazoa, Chordata, Mammalia, Rodentia, Heteromyidae. Gene Ontology annotation, biological process: iron-sulfur cluster assembly. Gene Ontology annotation, cellular component: cytosolic [4Fe-4S] assembly targeting complex.
UACUCCGGAAGUGGGCUAUUAGGAGCGGAAGUGGACCCCGGCUGGGGUCGGCCGCCGUUGCGGGAUGGUGGGCGGCGGCGGAGGCGGUGGGCUGCUGGAGAAUGCAAACCCCCUCAUCUAUGAGCGCUCUGGGGAGCGGCCCGUGACUGCAGGGGAGGAGGACGAGGAGGUUCCCGACAGCAUAGACGCACGGGAGAUCUUCGAUCUUAUUCGCUCCAUCAAUGACCCAGAGCAUCCCCUGACGCUAGAGGAGUUGAACGUCGUCGAGCAAGUUCGGGUUCAGGUUAGUGACCCUGAGAGCACAGUGGCAGUGGCCUUCACACCCACCAUUCCGCACUGCAGCAUGGCCACCCUUAUUGGCUUGUCUAUCAAAGUCAAGCUUCUGCGGUCCCUUCCCCAGCGUUUCAAGAUGGAUGUGCACAUUACCCCAGGAACCCAUGCCUCGGAGCAUGCAGUGAACAAACAGCUUGCAGAUAAGGAGCGAGUAGCAGCUGCCCUGGAGAACACCCACCUACUGGAGGUUGUGAAUCAGUGUCUGUCAGCUCGCUCCUAAGCUUGGCUUCUGACCCCCCAGCCUGCACACUGUUCUCUACUGGCCCCAGCUGCAUCCAGGGGUCAUGACUUUGUUUUCUUGAAUCACUGACAAUGAGAAAUUAACAUUUUGCAUUUUGUAAUAAACCUUUAAUUUAUAUUCA